Messenger RNA from Cucurbitaria berberidis CBS 394.84, 820 nucleotides. RefSeq lists its product as uncharacterized. NCBI's taxonomy places the organism in Eukaryota, Fungi, Ascomycota, Dothideomycetes, Pleosporales, Cucurbitariaceae. The transcript has 2 exons. Bases 349 to 552 code for a protein of 67 amino acids. The record is from RefSeq and is a predicted model, not a curated record.
CCGCCUGCGCUAAGUCCUCCUCAACAGCUCCGCCAACUCCUUCGCCAGCUUCCAUCAGCUCGGAACCAUCAACAACUGUCAGAGGACCGAUUCAAUUCGUAAAUGUAAGCCUCAUGCCGAUUUUCUGGAGCCAUUGGGAAGCUUGCAGCUGCUCGCAAUUGCAUCCUGCAUCCUCUCCAGGAUUGCGACAAAGCUUGGCCGCGGAACUGGAUCCCUCUCAACAAACCUCGCUUGCGAAAUGGGCCUCAUCGGACGACGUUUUGCCUUGCGCCUCAGCUCUUGAAGGCUCUCACAACUAUCACCAAAGUGACCUGACUAACAUUGCCGACGCAGAACUCCAUAUACACAAUGGCCGCCCUCGACAUGUCCCUCGUUGCCCGCAGCGAGUACGCUCUCCACCAGUUGGUCAAGCGCAAGAAGAACUGGGCUCAGCGUGAGCCCGGUGUCAUUGUCGUUUUCGUCAUUGUCUUCCUUGUUGCGAUCCUUGUCAUUGCCAUGUUCAUCAACAAGAAGAGGCAAGCCGCCAAGGGCGCCGUUGUCGUCACCAAAUAAGAUACCCCCGAAUCGAGUCGGAGCGAAGCAAAGUACAGAUGAGGUGGAUUGGAGGUGGGAUGGCAUCGGCGAGGUGCAAUGUGACAACGAUAAGAGGCUGUAAGGUUGACUUUGGGUGGGAAAGAGCUUGUGUAUAAUGUGUUUGAACAAUCACGUAUGGGUUUAUGGCUUCCCUUCGGAAUCGCACUGUGGAACGGACGCUGAACGAAGGGUUCGUGGUAAUAAUGAACAGUCAAGAUACCUCAAUGAGCAAUUAUUAAUCAUCUUG